AUGAAACUUGGAAUGCUGCGGAAUAAUCCUCCAGCAUACUACAAGUAUGCUGUGCUCGAGACGAAUACGCACGUCUUAUACUGGGAUCGGCCUGUUAUGGCGGAUAAAACGGUUGAUCAUAAUCGCCCUGACAUCCUCAUAAAAGACCAAGAAAAACAAACAGCUUCUAUAAUCAAUGUUGCAAUCCCUUUGACUCACAACUUGCGAAAAUGCAUUUAUGCCACUUUGCCUAGAACCCAGCGUGGUCAACCUAUUGUUUUGGGAGGUGAUCCCAAGGGAAAAAAUUUUCUUUACACAAAUGGAAAUAGUGUUAUUAUUAGAAAUAUAGAGAAUCCGGCCAUUUCUGACAUAUACACUGAACAUUCUUGCGCUACUAAUGUUGCUAAGUAUUCACCUAGUGGAUUCUAUAUUGCCUCUGGUGAUCAAUCAGGAAAAGUCAGAAUUUGGGAUACUGUGAACAAGGAACAUCUGUUAAAAAAUGAAUUUCAACCAAUUGGUGGACCUAUUAAAGAUAUUUCUUGGUCACCAGACAGCCAAAGAAUUGUAGUUGUUGGUGAAGGCAGAGAGAGAUUUGGCCAUGUUUUUAUGGCUGAAACCGGCACUUCUGUGGGUGAAAUUUCUGGCCAAUCAAAACCUAUGAACUCGUGUGAUUUUCGUCCAUCACGGCCAUUCCGAAUUAUUACUGGCAGUGAAGAUAAUACCAUUGGUGUGUUUGAAGGCCCUCCUUUUAAAUUCAAAAUGACCAAGCAGGAACACACUCGCUUUGUGCAAGCUGUAAGAUAUUCUCCUAGUGGUAGUCAUUUUGCUUCUGCUGGGUUUGAUGGUAAAGUGUUCCUGUAUGAUGGGUCUUCAGCAGAUCUGAUUGCAGAGAUUGGAUCUCCUGCACACAAAGGUGGUGUAUAUGCUGUUGCUUGGAAACCAGAUGGUACACAGUUGCUGACUGCUUCAGGUGAUAAGACAUGCAGGCUAUGGGAUGUAGAGACAAAAAGUCUGAUUUCUGAAUUUGUUAUGGGAUCCCAAGUUGAAGAUCAACAGGUAUCAUGCUUGUGGCAGGGUCAGUAUUUAUUGACUGUUUCAGUCGGUGGUUUUAUUACCUAUCUUGAUGUGAACAAUCCUAAUAAACCACUUAGAGUUGUUAAGGGUCACAAUAAGCCCAUUACUGUGUUGGCUCUGAGUCCUGACAGGAGUACAAUCUACACUGGCUCGCAUGAUGGACAUAUUACUGCUUGGGAUGCCAAUAGUGGUGAAAAUGAUAGAAUUCAAGGAGUUGGUCAUGGAAAUCAAAUAAAUGGAAUGAAAGCAGUGGGAAACUUUCUGUAUACUUGUGGAAUUGAUGAUAGUGUCAAGCAGAUAGACAUUGGCUCUAAAAGUUACACAUCUGUUGACAUUAAACUUGGUUCUCAGCCUAGAGGAAUGGAUAUAAAAGAUGAUACUAUUGUUACUGCAUCUGUAAAAGAGAUCACUGUUGUCCAGAGUGGCCGUAAAGUUUCUACCUUACCAGUGAAUUAUGAACCAUCAUGUGUAUCUGUAAAUGCUGAAACUCUGGAUGUAGCUAUCCAUGUGUACAGUUUGGCUGGCACAACUCUGAGCCCUAAGACUGAGCUAGAACAUCUUGGACCUGUAACAGAUUGUUCUUAUUCACCUGAUAAUAAGUAUCUAGUAGCUUGUGAUGCAAACAGGAAAGUCAUUUUAUAUAAAGUUCCAGAGUACCAGCUCGCUCACAACAAGGAGUGGGGAUUCCACAAUGCAAGAGUUAACAGUGUAGCAUGGUCUCCUAAUUCAAUUCUUGUGGCUAGUGGAAGUUUGGAUACCACUAUCAUCAUUUGGAGUGUGCAAAGUCCAGCUAAACAUACAAUAAUAAAGAAUGCUCACCCACAAAGUCAGAUCACACGCCUUGUUUGGUUGGAUGAUGAAACAUUGAUAUCUGUUGGACAAGAUUGCAAUACAAAGAUAUGGAAUGUCACUGCAUUCUAAGGAGAAUAUAUGAUCCCUUGAAAUUUUUUUGUCAAGGUGGUUGCUCGCAUUUCAGAUUCAAAUAUAUACAUAAAUAAAUGCUGUAUUUACUUGAGAUUUUUAUAAAAUCUUUUAAUGUAUUGCAUGUUUAUAAGAUGGGUUACAAACUGCAAUUGAGUAAUUCCUGGUUGGCUGACCCCUUCCCCUUUCCCUUCUUGAUCCCUCGCCUUAUCUUUGUGAAUUCAAAGUAGACAUCUUCUGCACUUGUGCAGUGUGAUAGACAAAUAUUUCAUGAGUGAUGUCAAAGGAACAAUUGAUUUGUCUAGAUUACACCCAGAAAAGAUAAAUGAGAAAGAAAGUUAUAUAUUUCUAAUGUCAUUGUUUAUAAAAGUAGUAAUUUUCUCUAAGUACUCCAACAAGAAAAAUAAAUGUACCUUCUUCUGGGGAAAUGGAAAAUAUUGUUUUUCCUUUCACGGUGAUGUUAAUACUGAACUAAAAGGAGUUUCAUUCUGACAAUUUGAUAAAAAUUGUCUGUGAAUAAGUUUAGCCACAAAGGCUGCCAAAUUAAUUUUGAUCCUGGAAUUUUUGUUUAUUUUUUGUUUGAGUGGUACAAAUGUUUCUCUAAAUUCUUGUAUUGAUGUGUAUGUAUAUACAUAUAUUUAUUUGUACACACACACACACACUCCAAUAGAGAAAUUGUCUUUCCUUCUGUAUUGAUAAUAAAAAAUAUAAAAUGCAGUUAACUUUAAAUUAAAUGUUCUGGAAAAACUCAUUUGCAUAGAUGAACAAAAGUGUAUAUUGCUGCCAUCCAAUCAUUUUUUUACGUUUGUCUCCCUUGAAUAACACAGAUUCACAUUUCUAGCUGUUAAAUCAAAUUGCAUAGAUAACUGUGUGUUUAAAGUGCAUAUAUUUAUGUUAUGUAUUAAAGAUCUUGGGGAAAACCUUACAUUUCAAUGUAAUCUAGACAUCGAAAUGGGCCUUUGAAGUAUUGCUAACAGUCUCGUACUGGUGGUGGUGUUGGGAAUCAACAACAGACCCCAGCAUUAGUUUUUUCCCCAUGAAUUUGUUUUGGUAAGAAGUUGCCAUUUUGUUUUUUUGUGUAGAAUCUUUCUGAACCCUUAGCAAUAGUUCAGUUUUUCCAACAUGUUGGGGAUGUUUACAAAUAAUUCGAAACGGUCACCAUGCAUAAUAACUUUGAAACUACAGCAUUUGCUUGCAGCGGCGCCUGCUCAUAAUCAUCUUAAAAUCUCAUUUUAGUGUCUGUUGAUGUGCACAACAGUUGUGCAGUCGAAACAUUGUGAAUAUUAUAACUGUUCUUUACAAAGAGGAUGUCUCUAUCUGUGUCUUCACGGAAAGGACUGCUAGUACAGAAAAUGUUCAAAAUAAAAUAUAUAUGUGAAAUUAUUUUAACCAAAUAUGCAGAAAAUUAUUGUGGUAUAUUGGUAAAUUCAUGAAUUAUUAGUUCUUGAAUAUCUAAAAUUUUUCUUCAGUUAUAUUGCAAUUUAUUUGUGGGUCUGGUGUUGCCCCUUUCACCUCCCCUCUUGGUAUUCUUUGAGUACUGGAAUGGCAUUGAUAUGUGACUGUUCAAGCAUUUAUUGAAAAUGAAAAGGGGUCCCCUUACCAUUUGCCCAUCCUCACUAUAAUUUCAUAUUAAAGUGAGAAAAGUACAAGAAAUAGGUUUUAAUUAUUUAUUAAAUGUUCCUUGGCUGUUGAUUGAUAUUUACUAAUACUUAAGUUUUGGUCUUCAUAAUACUGUCAGAUGUCUUUGAACAAUUUUUUACUGAUAAAAUUAGAAAGACCAGAUGUGGAGUACUAGGUUUACUGUAACUUUCCUAAUUAAUUUACACCAGCCUUCAUUCAGUUCUUAGCUAUUAUUUUCAUCCUAUGGCUCUAUUAAUUUUCUGACAGAUUGUUUUUUCAUUGAAAUUCUUCCAAGUUUAUUGUAUAGGCCAAAAACUUUUUGUUUUUAGCAUGUCUUCUUAACUUAAAAAUAAAAUUUUUAACUUCAUGGAAGGUGAAGAACAUAAGUGUGUGAACAUAGUGAAUAAUUAAUUCUUGUACAAUAAUUGCAAGGGCCGUAUUAGAAGUAUGCCUUCUUUGAUAACCACAAGCUUCUAUGGAAUGUGAAUAUCAGAAAUUAUUUUUUUACAGAGUGAAAUAAUGUUUGUAAACCUCUAGAUUUGAAAAUAUGAAGACCCAUUCAAAGCCUGUGCAAUACACUAUACGUUGUACCAUUCUUCUUUCUGUUCUUGAUAGUUAGCCCUGGCAGAGUCAAUGUUGCCAUGCUUUACUGCCCUUACAAUAUGGGCGAUGCAUGAACUUUUGUAGAAAAUAAUGUAUUUCAGUCUGAUACUGAUAUUGUCUGGAUACUUUUAAUUAUCCAUUCCAAGUUGGUGGCAACAAUUGUAGAUAAUAUCAGUGGUAAAGCUGCUGUUAUUGUGUCACUAGGAAACCAUUGUCGAUGUCAUCACAUGUAUCUCAGAUGUCAUGCCCAAAGAAGUUUGGUACAAUGUAUAGAUACAAGUGUCUAAUAGUUCAUUAACUUUUAGUUGCAUUGUUCUUGAGCUCAUUGUUAGUAUAUUGAAUCAUGCUGAAUUUUUUAUUUAUUUAUUUUUUGUGUUUUGUAUUCCCAAGACUUGCACAAUACUAAUAUUGCCUUAUCUUUGUGUUAUGUAGAUUUUCAUGUGUAAUAAGAUAGUGACAAAAUCUUCCAAAGUUUUUGUUAAGAUAGCAGAGAAACAAAAGAUUUUAACUUUACAAUACAAGGAAUUUUUGCUGUGUUUAAAUUUUGAAAUAAACUUCUUUGCUAGAAGAGUGGGAUGUAAGAGUGGCUUUACCCCAAAAAUACAGUCUUGAGAAAAAUAAUUUUAGUCUUCACAUGCUAUUUUACCAUAUUACGUUCAUCAGUAGGUAACAUGACUUGGGGGGGGGGGACAUUAAUUUUUGUUCAUUUUCAAUUUUGUUCAAUUUAAAUUGGAUUGAAAACUAGUGGCAGUAUAAUGUUCUCUCUAGUCUCUCAUCAACAUUUGUCCGAUACAAUAAUUGUUGCUAGAAUAUAAGCAACACAAGAAAAAUCAAAAUUAAAACUUUUGAGUGUAGUAGUAAAAAAUUAGAUUAUAAAGAUUGACCAAACUAUAGCCAGCACAAUGAAUUCACAUGGAAGUAGGUAGUGACAAAUGCUGCAAGCAGAUUGAUGGAGAAAUGGCUCGUGCGAAAUCCUUUGUUCUCUGUAUACUAGUGUCAUUCACAUGAACUUCUAAAAAGUUAUUCAUUUACAUGGAAGUCUAAUGAAGUUCACAAGCCAUGAAAUGAAAAAUGCCAUAACUGGUGUUAAGUCAUUCUUUCAUCCAACUCUUCAAUUGUUGAACAAAACCCUAAAGAGGAAGAAAAGUUAGGCACUUGGAAUUCAACACAAUGUGAUUAAUUGUGUGCCUGUCUAUUUAUCCCUAGUUUCCCAUUGUGUAUCAAUCAUUAGUGAUUUCCUUAGUGAAACAGUAGAUAUUAAUGAUGCAAUGAUAAUAUGAAUACAUAUUAUCAUUGGAUACAAUGAUGAUAUGAACUCUAUAAUGAAGUAUCAUGUAUGAUACUUUCUUUCAUUCUGUUAUAUUUCAUGUGUAGAUUUCAUCAGUGAGUUUCAUGUCGGUUUUUGAUUAUAUGAUAUUAUUACAAUCAUUAUUUUGAACCUCAGAACUGAAUAUAUUACUUAAGGUAGUAAAGUUGCUUCAUUAUUUAAACAAGACUUCUUUUGUCUCUUAGAAGCAUACAGGCUGCAAUGAAACUUGUAAACAUAUUCACUAAUUAAAGAUUGUGCACACCAUUGUAAGUAAAUGGAAUAAGUACAGUAAUGUUCAACUUCUAAAAGGUUUAGAAACACUAUGUAAAAUAUAUAUUGAUGAAAGAUUCAACAAAUAUUAGUCUGCAAUUGAAUCAGUUGUUUUUAAAACCCCUGCAAGUCAUGAAUUGUAAAGUUGUGGGAAAACUAGAAAACUUAAUAAUUAAGUGCAUGUGUAACUUAAUUUCUGUUUUUUAUUUCUGUUUCUUAAAUCUUGAUUAAAAAUGCCAUGGAGACAUGUAAUUCACCACAAUAUCGUAUAUACAUAUAUUUACUAUCAAUAGUACAAUAGUGAUUGGACUUUUUUAAAAGUUUCUGACUUUUGGUUUUCAG
This is a messenger RNA of Gryllus bimaculatus (two-spotted cricket), 6118 nucleotides long. The record is from the annotation of a GenBank genome assembly. Lineage: Eukaryota; Metazoa; Arthropoda; Insecta; Orthoptera; Gryllidae.